AUGACUAACUGCUCAACUCUUGAGGUUCAGAAUUUUGCUUCUAGUGACGAAGGAUGGUAUAUCUGUUUUGCGAAAAAUGAAUUGGGAAAUGCAACCGUCCGGUUUUUACUAGUUGUGGGACUCCAAGAAAACCAUAAUUACCAAAGUCCUGAAGAGUGCAAGUCCUCAAGUAACGUCAUGUUAGCAGCGCUUAUUGGUAUUCCUGCCUUCAUAAUUCUUCUUCUGAUAAUUUACAUAAUCUGGCUACACAGGAGAGGUGAUAGGACUUAUGAAGAAGAAAGAAGUGUUUACGACAAUGAGGUGACACUGCAAGAUAUCGAACCAAGUCAGUGCCAUUCAAGCGCAGCCAUGCAGCCUUCUUCGGGGUACAUGGAUCUCAAAGAACCCAGGAAAGAUAAUAGCAAAGCACAAAGUACAAGUUCAGGUUACGAGCCUCCUCGUCCAGCAAAACGCUCCUGGGAAGUUCCAAGACAUCACGUUACCAUCGAAAAAGUCAUUUGUAAAAGUGCUUUUGGUCAGGUGGCCAAGGGAACGGCAGUAGGACUUCAAGGGAGGUCUGAUACGACUACAGUGGCUAUUAAGAUGCUUAAAUCUAACGCCGCUGAAUCGUACAAAAGGGAAUUGAUGAAAGAACUUGAAACGAUGAAGAAGCUUGAAAGACAUCCUCACAUCAUCAAACUUUUGGGAUGUGUUACAGAAUCUGAGGAACUCCUGGUACUGAUUGAAUAUGUCCCUUUUGGAGAUCUGCUUGGUUACCUGAGAAAGAGCCGUGGAUUAAAUGACACUUACUACAAAGACCCGGAUAUCAAACCACGAACAAAUCUGACGUCACAGCAGUUGAUGAAGUUUGCCUGGCAAAUCGCUGAUGGCAUGAGUUACCUGUCCUCAAAAUCUAUCAUCCACCGAGACCUUGCAGCCCGUAAUGUGUUGGUUGGACAAAACGAAACGUGUAAGGUGACAGACUUUGGAAUGGCCAGAGAUGUGCAACAGGAAAAUAUUUAUGAACGAAAAACAAAGGGUCGCCUCCCACUGAAGUGGACAGCUUAUGAGGCGUUGCUGUAUGGUACCUAUACCACCAAAAGUGACGUAUGGAGUUAUGGAGUUGUCCUUUACGAGAUUUUCACCAUAGGUGGUUCACCUUACCCAAGAAUGGAUGGGAAAAAAAUUGCCAACUUACUUGAGGAGGGAUACAGAAUGCCUAAACCACAACACGUGGAUGAUGAAUUGUAUCAGAUCAUGAUGACAUGCUGGCAAAAUGACCCGGAUGAAAGACCAGCUUUCACUGAAUUAAAAAGACAGCUUAAAGACAUGGAAAGUCUACACAAGAGGCUGAUCGACAUGAGAAUGUACGACAAGAAGUUGUAUGCAAACGUCGAGGAUUUAAUAGUGUAGUUAGGUACACGUCCUCAGUGUUUGAUUGGCGAACUGUUUGAACAUUUUUCCGCGACAAGUCUUAUGGAAUGACCAUCUUCGCCUUAAGCGCUUACUUUGUUAGGGAGUAUCACUUAUCGGUCAGGUAACACAAUUAAUUCUAAUCAAGUUUCAUUUUCCUUAACAGUGAACCUUUACUACGUAGAAGUUUUCGUAUUCAUAGUCAAAUAUACUGAAAUUUUGCUGUUUAGCAUCUUAACUACAUGCACGCUUGCUUGAUAGAACUGAAAAAUUUUGUUUCAUCAGACAUCAGGCCUGGUGUGUUUUAGUAUCAAUCUA
Messenger RNA from Pocillopora verrucosa, 1710 nucleotides. NCBI's taxonomy places the organism in Eukaryota, Metazoa, Cnidaria, Anthozoa, Scleractinia, Pocilloporidae. The record is from RefSeq and is a predicted model, not a curated record.